Messenger RNA from Girardinichthys multiradiatus, 1987 nucleotides. Its product is annotated as heart- and neural crest derivatives-expressed protein 1-like. Lineage: Eukaryota; Metazoa; Chordata; Actinopteri; Cyprinodontiformes; Goodeidae. Gene Ontology annotation, biological process: heart development; regulation of transcription by RNA polymerase II. Gene Ontology annotation, molecular function: protein dimerization activity; RNA polymerase II transcription regulatory region sequence-specific DNA binding; DNA-binding transcription factor activity, RNA polymerase II-specific. The record is from RefSeq and is a predicted model, not a curated record. The coding region runs from base 333 to 917 and encodes 194 amino acids. The transcript is spliced from 2 exons.
CGCUCACAUCCAGCUCUUAUAAACCUGAGGGCCUCACACCUUCUGCGGGGUCAAAUUUCUCCUGCAGAUCACUGCGUCUUCUUCGUGGAAAAAAAAAAAAAAAAGAUUUCAGUGGGAUUGCGGCGCAUCGCUAAGAUUUCAUCCCUGGAAUACAUUUUUAAGCCGAACGUUAAGAAUGAGAACCAUGUGAAAUAGAUAAAGAGUCUCGGGGGUUUGAACUUCUGAAUGAAUUUAGGAGAGUUCUCGGUUAAGUUUCGGAUGAGUUUUGCUCGCUGAUCCCUGAGCAGAGACGGUUUUGGGGGCGAACGAGCGCAUUUUCUUCCCGGCUCAGCAUGAACCUCAUCGGGGGCUACCAGCAUCACCACCACCACCACCUGAUGCACGAACCCUUCCCGUUCGUCCAGCGGUGCCACCAGGAUGCGCCGUACUUCCAGAGCUGGGUAGUGAACCACGGCGAGGUGCCUGCAGACUUCCAGAUCCAGGCGCCCUACACGCCGUCCGCGGAGAUAGGAGCGCAUGGAUCGGCGCACGACGGACGACUCGAGGGGCUUCAGCCGGGGAUGGGGAAAAGGAGGGCGUCCGGGCCGAAGAAGGAGCGUCGCCGAACGGAGAGCAUCAACACGGCGUUCGCGGAGCUCCGGGAGUGCAUUCCUAAUGUUCCUGCAGACACAAAACUGUCCAAAAUCAAAACUCUGCGCCUGGCGACCAGUUACAUCGCGUAUCUGAUGGACGUGCUGGCCAAAGACUCCGGCGAGACGGAGGGUUUUAAGGCCGAGAUUAAGAAAUUUGAAACUCGAGAUUUGAAAAGGAAACGGGAGCUGACCGACGGCUUGCAGGAGUCCUUCGGAGGCGAGAAGAAGGUGAAGGGCCGGACCGGGUGGCCGCAGCAGGUCUGGGCCCUGGAGCUCAACCAGUGACCCCCUAAGAAAAGACUCCGAAUUUAAAUCUGACAACUACACACACACACACACACACACACACACACACACACACACACACACACACACACACACACACACAAACAGAGACACUGGCUUGCUUAGGCUCAACACACCGCUGUGCAUGCGCAGUGAUGCGCUAAAGAGGAGAGAAUCAAAGGACGGGAGCUGGAGGAGCGCUGCUCAUUAUUGUGUUUUCCACAAUAAUAAUAUGAUAGAGAUAUAUGUGGUAUUUCUGAUUUUGAACUUUGUUUUAGGUCUUCACUCUUGUGGUACUUUAAGCCAGAUGUUGUUAAAAACCCCUGUAUCAGCCUGUAUUCUGACCUUGGAUAUCCUUUCAUUUCCCUCUUUUAGUGACUAAAGAUCAGGGCAGAGAAUGCGCAAAACGUUUUCUACCCUUUAUAUCUAUUAAUUAUUGUAAUAUUAAAAUACCGCACAUUUUGGCAUUUUCUCACCAAUUCACUAAGACAGAUUUUCCCACUGUUAAAAAAUGUUAACCAAUCACAAACCAUUUUCAGCGUUCAAUACAUUUCCUUUUCACUGUCGCUUUUCUUUGCUCGCAUCUGUAAAUUCUGGCCUGAAUGCAGUCAGAAAGUGGCUUCUCCACAUUUGCAUUUCGCUCAGAUAGAAAUGUGACCUCUUAAUGAUCAGGAUUAUUUAAUUUCUAAUUUAACCUGGAACUAAUUUAAAUUCUGAGCUCCGUUUUGAAUCGGUGGAAAUAAAAGAACAAUCCGCUGUGGCUUUAUUUAGACUCUGAACCCAGAUCUCCGCCUGUGUAAACUGCAGACACUUCUUCUUGUUGUUGUUGUUGUUCAAUUGAAUCUACCUCAGUACUUUAAAUGUCACUGUCCAACGGGAGGAGAGGAGGAUAAAAACCAACUGAGAGUGAGACACUAAUAUUAACGCAGCUUUUCACUCCCGACUUGUAAAAACGCUCAAUGUUUUCGAUUAAAAGUGUUUAUUAUUGUGCGCAAUGUUCAUGGAAAAGUGUGUUAGAUGUGAAAGUAUAUUUGGUUCCGUAAAUAAAUGGAUUCUUUUACGACACAGUA